Zingiber officinale is the source of this 3510-nucleotide messenger RNA. RefSeq lists its product as uncharacterized. The record is from RefSeq and is a predicted model, not a curated record. The transcript has 2 exons. NCBI's taxonomy places the organism in Eukaryota, Viridiplantae, Streptophyta, Magnoliopsida, Zingiberales, Zingiberaceae. The coding region runs from base 1168 to 3510 and encodes 780 amino acids.
GUGAACAGUGAGCUCGCUACUGUUCAUCGUGCCGUUUCUCUUUCGACGGCGCGACGCAGCUCCCUCCUUUCUUCCAGAGCUUCAAACAAGCUUGUCCUCACCGACGUGGAGUUCCUCAACCUCCGACGAUCAGAUUCCGACCAUCGGUUCUCAUCAACGAGUUGAUUUGGCGUGCGGCGAACUGUAGCGGCGAGCUGCGAUUUUCAGCUCAGACCAGCGGCGUUCUUCUGGUCUGAGUUUCCAUUCCUUCACGGGAUCAGUGGCGGUGGUCCUCCAGUGAUUCUGAACCAUUUCCGACAGCAUUUCAACGUUUCCAGCUUUCUUCAUCAGCUCGCGACGCCAUUUCCAGAAAACGCAACAGAGAACAAUUUCAGAAACUGACCUUCCUGAAAUUUUGUGAGCUAAUGCAAGGAAAUCUGAGUAGUCUUGAAGCUUGAGAACUCCAGAUCGAUUUCUGUUGGAGUGUUCUCUGCAGAUUCCUUGUGUGACGGCAAGGAGAAGACAAGUUUGGUUUAAGAUUUGGUGUCUUCCUUUGCAACAUUGCUUGAACUUGACCCGGAGAUUGAGAGAACCUUUUGGGCUUUAAGGAGACAAGCUAGGUCAGCAGCAACUUGUGAGAGAAGAAUUUCAGAAAUGGAUAAUCAGAUAACAGAAGGGGAUCGAACUAUGAAAGAGCUUGCAGCACCAGAUGUGGCUUAUAAGUACUCAUGUAUCACUUAUCCAGACUUGGCAGGAGAUUUUGAACUCAGAUCAGGACUUAUUCAUCUGCUUCCCAAAUUUCAAGGGUAAUCAGGAGAGGAUCCCAACCGCCAUCUACAUGAAUUCCAUGUGGUUUGUUCUACCAUGAAACCGCAGGGGAUUUCAGAAGAAGACAUUAAGUUGAGGGUCUUUCCAUUCUCUUUGUCAGGAGCAGCAAAGGACUGGUUAUAUUGCCUUCCAGCUGGAUACAUUACUAGUUGGAUUGAUAUGAAGAAAGCAUUUUUGGAGAAAUUUUUCCCAGCUUCUAGGACUGCAACUAUCAGGAAGAGCAUUUAUGGUAUUCAGCAAGUAGUGGGAGAGACUCUUUAUGAUUAUUGGGAGAGAUUCAAGAAGCUGUGUUCGAGUUGUCCAUAACAUCAAAUUAGUGAUCAGCUUCUUGUUCAGUACUUCUAUGAGGGUCUACUUCCGAUGGAUAGAAGUAUGAUAAACGCAGCAGCUGGAGGAGCCUUGGUGAAUAAGACUCCAAAUCAAGCAAGAGAGCUAAUUUCAAAUAUGGCAGAAAAUUCACAGCAAUUUGGGAGUAGAGCUCUUGGGACUAGAGUGGUUAAUGAAACUCAUUUGGUUUCGACUGAGCAACACGAAAUCAGAAACAAUUUGCAAGAAUUGACCUCUCUAGUGAAGCAAAUGGCAUUGCAAAAUUCUUGUCAUGUUUCAAAUUUUCCUUUACCAAUGAUGAAGUUGUGUGGAAUUUGUUCAAGCCAAGAUCACUCUUCGGAUCAUUGUCCUAAUCUACAUCAAGAUGAAUGCGUUGCAGUUAUUUCAAGACCUCAAUUUCAGCAACACAAAUAUGAUCCUAACUCUUCAACUUAUAAUCCAGGAUGGAGGGAUCAUCCUAAUUUGAGGUAUGGGAACACAUUUUAUCAGCAGCCACCACAAAAUCAGAUUGGACAGCCAUCAUUUCAGCAUCAGCAGAAUCAACAUUAUUUCCAGAACCAUCCAGCAGUUCAUUCUCAGCAAAAUCAGCACUUCCAGCAGCCUCAAUUUCAGCAAAAUGUUAACCAAAAUCAGCCAUUUCAACCAUUCCAGAAUUUCCAGCAUUCAAAUGUUGCAAUUCAGCCACGUUUUCAGAAUUUACAGAAUCAACAGAAUCAUUUUCAGCAAAUUCAGCAACCUGUGCAGAAUUUCCAGCAGCCAAGUAAUGCAAAUCAGCACCAAUCUCAGCUUGCACUUCCAUCUUCUACAAGUCCUAGAUCAAUACAACCUCAGCACAACUUUAGCAACUCGAAAAUUGAAGAUUUGAUGCAGCAAAUGAUGCAACAGCAACAACACCAGCAAAGAACUGAUACAACGCUGCAAAACAUUGAAAGACAGAUUGGGCAACUUGCUAGCAACAUCAAUCAAAUGCAAAAUCAAGGAUCUGGACAAUUACCUUCACAACCCACUCCAAAUCCUAAGGGAAAUGUGAGUGCAUUAACUCUGCGAAGUGGUAAACAAAUUUCAGAUCCAAAACAGAAUUGUCCGGUAGAAGCGCAGCAAAAUUUUUCCAGACCAAUUGCAGCUUCGAGUUCACAGAAUUUCCAGAAUUUUCUAGCAACUUCAGAGCAGCCAGAUACUGCACAGCAUGGGAUUACUGGAGCUGAUCAGCAACAUUUCAAUCAACCGGAAGCUUCAGAUUCUGAUCAAAUUGAUGGAGCAGAUUUCGGCUUGGAAUUUACUACAACAGCAGCUUUAAAUUCAGCUCAAAAUUCAGCACAUAAUCUGGGAAAUUCUGGACAGAAUCUGGACAGAAAUCUAAACCAGCAAGGAGUUGAGCAUUCUAUUCCAUUACCUUUCCCUCAAAGAAGUGUACAACCAAGGAAAGAGUUGGAGGAAGAAAAGGCUAAAGAAUAUCAAGAAUUGGUGAAAUUGUUCAGCAAGGUUGAAGUGAACGUUCCUUUGCUUACCAUGAUUAAGCAAAUUCCAAAAUAUGCCAAAUUCCUCAAGGAUAUUUGUGUGCACAAAAAGAAAUUGAAGGGAAAUGAAUUGAUAAGUAUGGGAAAGAAUGUUUCAGCAUUACUUCAGCCAGUUCCUCAGAAGUGUGAAGAUCCAGGAGUUUUCACCGUGCCUUGUGUGAUAGGAGAUUGUAUCUUUGAGGAUACGAUGUUAGAUCUUGGAGCUUCUAUUAAUGUGAUGCCUAAAUCAGUUUUUCAGUCAUUAAGAAUUGGACCUUUGCAGCCUACAGGUGUAGUGAUUCAGUUGGCCAACCGUAGUCAAGCACACCCAGCAGGAGUGAUUGAGGAUGUAUUGAUAAAAGUGAGGGAGUUAAUUUUUCCUGCAGAUUUUUACAUCUUAGAUAUGGAGGGUGAUGUGCUUGCAAACAGGGCUUCGCUUAUUCUGGGAAGUCCAUUCUUGAAGACUGCUAGAACAAAGAUAGAUGUACAUGCAGGAACUCUUUCUAUGGAGAUAGGAGACACAGUGGUUCGUUUCAGCAUUUUUGAGGCUAUGAAGCAUCCUAGAGAGGAUCAUUCUAUACUUAGCAUGGAUAUAUCGGAAGAGUUGGAUGGCAUGGAUUUCUUGUCAGAUAUUGAUUCAGAUUUGGAGGUUUCUGAUUUUGGUCAAGAGAAUGAGAUUGUUUCUUUGUUGGAGGAGAUUUUAGAGGUGGAAGAAAGUGGUAGUUCAAGUGAAUGUGUAGGGGAUUGCUUAGGAGAAGCAUUACCCCUAGGAUCGCUCAGAGAGGAAGAAUUAUGCGUAGGGGAUUGCUUAGGAGAAGCUCUACCCCUAGGAUCGCCUACAGUUGACCAAACACAGGAGGAAUUGAAGCCUUUGCCUUAG